Messenger RNA from Thlaspi arvense, 1333 nucleotides. The record is from the annotation of a GenBank genome assembly. NCBI's taxonomy places the organism in Eukaryota, Viridiplantae, Streptophyta, Magnoliopsida, Brassicales, Brassicaceae.
UUAAGGAAAAAAAAACUCAAGAUUUCCAAACCGGAUGUGUAAGCAAGUCAAUUUAGGCAUUCAAAGCUAGAGAGAGUAGCUAUCGAGAAAUUGAGAGGAAGAUUUAAAAGAAAGAGACAAAGUAAACCUAAGCUGCUUAUCCAUAAAGCCAACACAUUAUUCUUACCCUUUUGCCCACACUCAUAACCCAUCACCAUCUCUACAUACACACAUAUUACAUAUACAUACAUACACACAUAUUACAUAUACAUACAUACACUCCAUCCACCCACAUGAAUGUCUCCAUAAACACUAUUAUAUAGUACUGGUCCAAGGAUACAAGUUGAGAGAGAGAUAGUGAGAAGCAAAUUUUGUGAAACUCGAUAACAAGAAAAAGAAAUUAUUUUCCAUAGGAAAGCAAAACUCUGUCUUAUUAUUAGAAACAAAAAAGAGAGUGAAAGAUGAAGAUUUGGUGUGAUGUGUGUGACAAAGAAGAAGCUUCAGUGUUUUGUUGUGCAGAUGAAGCAGCUCUCUGUAAUGGUUGCGAUCGCCAUGUUCAUUUCGCCAAUAAGCUCGCCGGAAAACAUCUCCGAUUCUCUCUCACUUCUCCUACUUUCAAAGAUGCUCCUCUCUGUGAUAUUUGUGGGGAGAGGCGUGCAUUAUUAUUUUGCCAAGAAGAUAGAGCAAUACUAUGCAGACAAUGUGACAUUCCAAUGCAUCAAGCUAAUGAGCACACUAAGAAACACAAUAGAUUUCUCCUUACCGGCGUCAAGAUAUCCGCCUCUCCCUCGGCGUACCCAAGAGCUCCCAAUCCCAACUCCGCUGCGGGAUUGGGUCGGGCAAAAACCCGACCCAGAUCGGUAUCAAGCGAGGUCCCGAGCUCGGCCUCCAGUGAGGUCUUUGCAAGCUCUCCUUCGACGACUACGAGCAACUACUAUUACGGGCUUGAGGAAAACUAUCAUCAAGUGAGUGAUUCGGGUUCUGGAUCGGGCAGUAUAUCGGAGUAUUUGAUGGAAACAUUGCCCGGCUGGAGAGUGGAGGAUUUGCUCGAACAUCCUUCUUGUGGACACUAUGAGGAUAACAACAUUACUACUAAUAACAAUAACAAUGAGUCCUAUAGGGUUUACGAUGGUUCUUCACUAUACGAUGAACAAGGGUUUUGGGAACAAAAACCUUUUUCCUAAACUUUAUUUUUUUCCUUUUUUGAUCUGAAUCUAGUUGUUUUUUAGAGGGUGUUGUUUGGGGUUUGAAAUCAUAAACCCAAACCAACUUGUUCUCUGUGUUUCUCCAAUUUCUUCAUUUUCAUUUUUAUAUUUUUUUAAUAAGAAAUUCGUUUGUCUUUAUCAACAAAAUU